Molecule: messenger RNA, 5022 nt
Organism: Cucurbita maxima (winter squash)
Lineage: Eukaryota; Viridiplantae; Streptophyta; Magnoliopsida; Cucurbitales; Cucurbitaceae
Product: protein NETWORKED 1D-like
Exons: 5
Coding region: 529-4842 (1437 amino acids)
Cellular component (GO): plasma membrane
Molecular function (GO): actin filament binding
Source: RefSeq, a predicted model, not a curated record
UUAUUUGUAUUUCCAUUGCAUCCCACGUUCCGAUGUCAAAGCUACUCCCAAAAUUCUUUUUUUUUUUCCCCUUCUGCUUUGAGCAAUAAAAUUUGAGUAAGAAUGAAGGAAUUGAUGUGCGAUUGAUUACUCUGUGUAAAGGAGUAAAAGUGGACACCUUGCUUCCAAUUUUUGCCCUCAACGGUGGUGUUUGCAAAAGCUGAAAUAUUUAUAGCAGACUGCAUAAAAAGCAAGGAAAUCCAAUAAACAUGGUGGAAUGAAAGGGAAAGCAAAAGCAGCCGUAACCAUUCCAGAAUUAAGUCCCCACCUUCCUUUUCGGUAGAUUACACAAACAACUGAGUGGAAGAAGGGUAAUGAACAAUACCCAUCAUCUUCAUCAGAUAAUAAGGCGGCCACAGACAAUGGUUUGAUCCAGGUUCCUAUAUUCUUGGGCUCGAAUGGUUGAGGUUCACAUUUGUAGGACUUUGGGUCAAAAUUUCCAUCUGGGUUGAGACAUAAGAGUGGUGGAGGGCGUGAGGUGAGGAAGCCAUGGAGACCCCCUCGGCUGCAGAUUCCAAGCGUUCGUAUUCUUGGUGGUGGGAUAGCCACAUUAGCCCCAAGACCUCUAAAUGGCUUCAAGAAAAUCUUUCAGACAUGGAUGAAAAAAUCAAACAGAUGAUCAAGCUUAUUGAAGAAGAUGCAGAUUCGUUUGCAAAGAGGGCUGAGAUGUAUUAUAAAAAGCGUCCGGAGCUUAUGAAAUUAGUCGAAGACUUCUACCGAGCAUACCGAGCAUUGGCGGAACGAUACGAUCACGUAACAGUAGUAUUUCACCAGGCUCAUCGAACAAUGGCUGAAGCUUUUCCUAAUCACAUAUCCAUUCUUCUCCCUGACGACAGUCCUGCUGCUUCUCAUGCUAAUUUUCGUACGCCUCAGAAAUCCACCUCCUCUGAUUUGGAUGCUGUGGAACCGGAUGAUUUGGACUUACCAUCGUUUCAUGUUGGCCUUGGGGAAAGAAAUCAAGUUUCCAGCAAAGGCUCGAAUUUGAUGACAAGGGAGAAGUGGUUGAAGCAUCUUAAUGAAUUGUUUAAUUCAGGAGCAGUCAAGAACCUUUCGAAGUUUGAAGAUGGGACGCCUAGAAAAGGUCUCAAUUUUCAUGAUCUGGAUCCCAAAGAAGAGAACAUACAAAAUAAUGGCAGCCAUGAUGUUAAGAAACAAGUAUACGUUGAGUCUGAAAGGAGGGUGGACAGAGCUGAGACUGAAAUCUUAUCCUUAAAGAAUUGUCUUGCUAAAUUAGAAGCUGAAAAGGAUGCAGGUUUACUUCAGUAUAAUGGCAGCCUACAGAGGUUGUCCAAAUUAGAGUUCGAAGUCUGUCGUACGCAAGAGGAUUCGAGGAGUUUAAAUGAACGAGCUGGUAAGGCAGAGACUGAGGUCUUGGCUUUGAAAGAGUCCCUUGCGAAGAUAGAGAGUGAAAGAGAAAGCAGUCUUUUAAGAUACCAGCAAUGUUUAGAUAAGUUAUGUACUCUACAAGACAGCAUUAUGUGUGUUCAAAAGAGUGUAGAAAGCAGCGAGAGAGCAAGUAAAGCCGAAAUUGAAGUUGAAAGACUAAAGUGGGAAAUUUCAAGAGUUGAGUUUCAAAGAGAAGCUGCCCUUGCCCAAUACAGGGAGUCCUCUGAUAUAAUUUUAAACCUAGAGGAAAGAGUAGUGCAUGCAGAAGAGGAUGCCAGGAGGUACAAGGUGCAAGCUGACGAAGCUCAAACUGAAGUCUUAACUAUUAGGGAAGCGCUCACCCAAUUAGUUGAAGAAACUAAAGCUGCUGGUCUCAGGCAUCAUCUUUGCACAGAGAAGAUUGCUGCUCUGGAGCAUCAAAUCUGUAAUGCCCAAGAGGAGCUAGGAAGGCUACAGGAUGAAAAGGCUAAUGGAGUUGCAAAGUUGAACAGUGCGAAUGAAAGGUGCCUUCAUUUACAGAAAUCAAACCAAAUUCUUCAAUCUGAGAUGGACUCUAUGGUGCAGAAGAUAGGCUCACAAAGUGUAGAAUUAAUAGAGAAGCAGAAGGAAUUAGGAAGGCUCUGGGGUUGUAUACAGGAAGAGCGUUUGAGAUAUGCAGAGAAUGAAACGGCUUUCAGAAGAUUACAAGAACAGCAUUCUAAAUCUCAGGAAGAAAUCAGUUCAAUGGCUGAAGAUAGCCAGAUUCAGGUUCAAAUCUUGAAGGAGAUGGAAACUCGAAAUCAGGUUCUAGAGGAUGAAGUACAGAAGAUUGAGGAGGAAAAAAGGAUCCUGAAGAACCUUAACUUGUCUUCAGAGUUGUCUAUAAACUGUUUGAGGGAUGAGAUGUCAAAUAUGUCUACAAAUAUGGAAAAGCUAGAAGCAAGUCUUGAGUUUCAACUGAACCAGAAGAAUGCUCUUGAGAUUCAAAUUUUAUGCCUAAAAGAAGAGCUUAGUGAACUCAAAGAGAAGAAUUUGAUUAUGUUGCAGCAGAUCGAGUCUCUUGGUUUUGCUCCGGAGAGCUUUGGAUCAUCCGUGAAAGAACUACAUGUUGAGAAGUCAAAGAUGAUGGAAAAAAUUGAGGUGGAAAAGAGAGAAAAUUCAGCUCUUUUGGAGAAAUUGAAAGUCAUGGAAGAACAGUGCCACAAAAAUUCUCUGCUAGAGAAUACUAUCUCAGAUUUACAUAUUGAAUUAGAAAGCCAACGAAUGCAGGUAAAGGUAUUGGAAGAAUGCUGUCAACUUCUCUUAGGAGAGAAAACCACUCUUGUGUCUGAGACGACCGUCCUGUCUUCUCGGUUGCAGAUGGUAACCGAUAACUUAGAGAGACUGUUGGAGAAAAACACUCUUCUAGAGAGUUCACUUUCUGAUGCAAAUCUUGAACGAAAACAACUUGCUGAAAAUCUGGAAAAGCUUCACUGCUUGAAUAAUGAUCUUGAAGACAAAGUUGGAUUAUUGGAAGGCAAUCUGGAAGAUGUACAAUUGAAAAACUUGCACCUCAGGAAGUCAUUAGAGAGGUCAGAGCAUGAGUUUUUGGAAGCUGAACAGAUUCUGAUCAUGAUACAGAAUGAGAAGUCGGAGUUGCAUAAGAGGAUGGAGGAACUUACCAUUAUGAGUGAAGAGGCUAAAGCGAUCAUAAAAGAGAAAGAGAACAUACUUGUAAAACUAUCUGGUGAUAGCAAACAUCUAUCCAAAGAGAUAGCAUCUCUGCGGGAACUAAACUGUACUUUGGACAUGGAACUUGGAAAAAAGCAAGAAGAUGUCAAGCGGCAUAAAUGUAGGGAGAAACGAUUGAGGGGCAAGCUAGUGAAGAAGAGAAUGGAGGUUGAGAUAUGUGAGACUCAGGCUGCUCAACUGUUUGCUGAGCUCCAAAUCUCAACUGUUCAUGAAAUAUUAUUCAAGGGAAAGCUUCUUGAGCUUGGCGAAGCAUACGUGAACCUCGAAAGUAGAAGUAAUUACAGAGAUGUGAAGACUGAGAGUCUGAGAGAGAGAACUAACAACAUGACCGAUCUAAAUGGGGAACUAGGAUUUCAUUUGACCAAAUAUACAUCAGCAGUCACAUUGUUGAACGAUUCUGUAACCUAUCUGGAGAAUCAUACUCGUCUGAACAGAAAAACUCACAAAUAUGUGAAACAAGACGUAAAGGAUAUGGAUUCAGUAAAUCACCCGCAUUCUGAAUGUUACCAGCAAAAAUAUCACGAGCUGAUUGCAACACUGCACAAUGGAUGUUUUGAAUUGAAGGAUUUACAUAGAAGAAUCCAGGCUGUGGAAAUGGGUGUGAUAGAAAAAGUGAAACUUGAGACUCUGGAAAACUUGAAUUCUACUAGAAAACAAGAGACAUUAAUGAAAAGGGUUGAGGAAGCGACGUAUGGAAAUAGUUGGGUGAGAGAUAAUGAGCAGACAAGGCCAACUACUCCAAGAAGAGAAAUUGAACUUGGAAAUGAAUUGCAGAGGUCGAAGACAAAAGUGUUAGAAGUUAGUGGUGAAAUAUUGACGAAGGACAUCAUUCUUGAUCAAAUAGCCAAGUGUUGUGAGGGGCCUGAAAAGAGAGGAGAGAAUUUAGGUGCUUACAACCAGAUGGUAGAGUUAUGGGAGGCAACUGAUGAGGAUGGCGGCAUUGAUCUUAUGGUUUGCAAAUCCCCCAACAUGGCCGCUUCCUCAACUAACUAUAACAGAUUUGUAGUAGUCAAGGAACAGAAUAAGCGUCACUCCACUGAUUCAUUGGUCGAGAAAGAGGUUGGAGUGGACAUAUUAGAGACCUCGAGUAGAUUGUCAGUUCCCCUCCACAAACGAAAAGAGAGGAAGCUUCUUGAAAGACUUGAUUCUGACAUGCAGAAAUUGACAAACCUCCAAAUAACUGUUCAAGAUUUAAUGCGGAUUGUGCUUUCAAAGCAGAGUAGAGGCAAUGAUGCUGCGGAGUAUGACACCAUGAAAGAGCAACUCGAAGAAGUGGAGGCUGCUGUUAUGAAGCUGUUUAAUGCAAAUUGCAAACUGAUGAAGAAUGUACAAGAUGGUACCCUGUCCUCCGAUGGAGCAUCCACCAUUGUAUCUGAUGAAACUGGAAAUGUCCGCAAAAGAAUAAUUUCAGCACAAGCGAGAAGAGGGUCCAAAAAAAUUGGGCAGCUACAACUUGAGGUGCAGAGAUUACAGUUUCUGCUACUGAAACAAGAUGAAGAUAAAGGAAACAAGAGUAGGAGCAGGAUCAUUGAACGACCCAAAAUUCGGUUGCAGGAUUAUCUUUAUGGUAGCAUUAGAAGCAAGAAUAAGCAGAAGAAAGGUGCAUUCUGUGGAUGCAUGCACGCCACCAUGUCUCCAAGUCCGACAACAGGUGAAUGGAGCUAUUCAACUUCGUUGGUAGGUAAUCAGCAUAAUUUACAUAACUGAAAAUCAAAGUCUCUAAAUAUUCCAAAUACUCGUCUUUACUUCUUUUUCACACACUUUUUCUUUAGUUUUCAGAACAUCCUGUAAAUUUCAAGCCACCAUCUAAACUAGAAUGUCGAUGAUAUUCUAUAUAUUUUUUUGCUAUCGCUAUAAUAAGAACAUUAGUUAACCUUUCCAUUAUAA